Molecule: messenger RNA, 1268 nt
Organism: Cercospora beticola
Lineage: Eukaryota; Fungi; Ascomycota; Dothideomycetes; Mycosphaerellales; Mycosphaerellaceae
Source: RefSeq, a predicted model, not a curated record
CCACAGUCACAUUACCUGCACAGGUCCUGCCAUCUUGCUUUCCACCUUCUCUUCUGUACUCAUGAUACUGGGUACAGCUCGCGACAUCCAUCACAAGAUCGGCACCGCAGACCAACUUCGCAAUGCCCAAGUCUCGUCUACUCCCGUCUGUAGCGCAGACAAUAGUCUUUUCUCUCUCAACGAUGAUCAUCUCUCAUCAUCUCUGGAAGAACGCAGGCGACUAUGUCACAAAAAGCGAAGUCUUCCAAGACUGGAAGGUCGCUGCCGAGAAGAUGGAAAAUAACUCAAAGUCCACAUCCUCUUCCGCCAAACCUGUGGCAAACUUGACGGGACAGUACGAAGUAAAUGUGAAAAAUUACGACAAGGAUGGGGAACUAAUUGACACGUACAAUUAUACAAUGGGCAAGAAUGAAGGAAAUAAGACUGAGACGAAGGCCAUCGAGGAAUCUGUCAACGUAACAGUCGAAGACACGGGCAAAACGAACCAAACGACAACAAAGAACGAGAAUCCGCACGAACAUCAGAAGCCCUUCUACAGCCACAAACUACCUCUCAACUUUCUCUACCUCCUCCUAAUCACACCACUACUCUACCUCUGGCAAAUCCAACUCGAGCGAACAUUUCCCGGGAGGCUGAAAGCUGCAGACAUAAUCGCCAAACAAUCCCAUCACAGAAAUUCGUCUUCCGCUUCCUCGUCCUCAGCAUCUUUACUUCAAAACCAGGAUCCCGCUGGUUUCGACGACAUCGGCGAAGACGAUUCUACUCGCGAAGAAGCCAUUGUGCAGAAAUGGAUCGAACAAGGGAAAGUCAAACGUCAAUCGCUGAACUGGCUGAACACUUUGACGAAAUGGGUUCUCGAAAUGACAGUCGCAUCGCUUUGUCAAGUCUUUCUUGACGCGGCGUGGGAUGAUCUUGUUGUUCAUGGAGCUUGGAAGAAAUUGUGGAUUUUUGGAGGGAAGGGGUGGAUUGGCUGGUGGAUAACACUUGAAGUCCUACUUCGAUACCUCUGGUCCUUCGUCGGCCUGCGACCGCUUGCAACAUUAGUUUCUUUCGUCGUGAUUCCGGCUCAUCAGCGAAUUGUGUUUGUGGCUGGAGUCGAUCUGGUCUGUGCGACAUUCUUGGGAUUGGUUGUCAAGGCAUUUCUGCCUUGGGUGGAAGGAAUGCAGCUUGUAAAAGAUUUGGUGGGGAAUAUGACGGAGACGGCGAAUUCGGGUGGAACUGAGUUCUCGAAGAUAGGAAGAGGUCCUGCUGGUGGUGAAGAGAUGUGA